GUUCCUUAACAUAUGUAGUCUGUUAAUAUACACUUAUACACACGUUUAUAUCCUGCAUAUCAGAAGUAAAACUUGUCUUCUUCCUCUCUCUCUCUCCUGCGACAACAAUGGCGCAACAGCUUUUCUAUUCCUCUCCUCAUUCUUAUUCUUCAACCUCAAAGGGUUGUCAUAUCUUUCUCACGAGCCGCAACGGUCUCCUCCUCCUUGUGGCUCUCCUCAUCAUCUUCGGUGUAUUCUUACCCUGGGCAGGAUCUCCCUUAUUAUCAUCAACCUCGAAGUUAUCACUGUUUCCUAACAGAACCUCUUCUUCUUCAUUUCCCACCAACUGGCCCAACUAUUCUCUCGCUCAAGCAGCCAAGUUCGUCGCUAAGGACGGGACAGUGAUCGUAUGCACCGUUAGCUAUCCCUUAUUGCCUUUCCUUAACAACUGGUUAAUUAGCGUAUCUAGACAGAAGCAUCAAGACAAAGUCCUUGUGAUCGCUGAGGAUUACGCUACUCUCUACAAGAUUAACAAAAAGUGGCCUGGCCAUGCGGUUCUCGUCCCCCCAGCUCUCAAUUCUCAGACCGCACAUAAGUUCGGUUCCGGGGGUUUCUUCAAUUUUACAUCUCGGAGGCCGCAACAUCUCUUGCAACUUUUGGAGCUAGGUUAUAAUGUGAUGUACAACGAUGUUGAUAUGGUCUGGUUGCAAGAUCCUUUUCAGUAUUUACAAGGAAGCCAUGACGCAUACUUCACCGAUGACAGGACCAGAAUUAAGCCUUUGAACCAUUCCCAUGGUUUACCACCUCCGGAUCGAAAGGGAGUGACUUAUAUAUGUAGCUGCAUGAUUUUCUUGCGUCCCAAGUAUGGAGCAAAGCUUCUCGUGAAGAAAUGGAUUCAGGAACUUCAUGCUGGUUCAAACGCAUACGAAGGAAAUGAUCAGCCUGCUUUUAACUGGGCACUCAACAAAACCGCUCAUCAGCUAGAUCUAUACUUGCUACCGCAAGCAGCGUUUCCAACAGGGGGAUUGUAUUUCAAGAACAAGACAUGGGUUGAAGAGACAAAGGGGAAACAUGUCAUAGUCCACAACAACUACAUUAUCGGUUACAAUAAUAAGAUGAAACGUUUCCAUGACUUUGGUCUAUGGCUAGUUGAUGAUCAUGCUUUUGAGUCCCCACUGGGAAAACUAGAGUAAAAUUUGAAUGCCUUGUUAUGUUUGAAUGUUAUAUUAUAGGAGAGAGGACAACUCUAUUUCUUGUUAAGUCCGACUCUAAGCUCGGAAUACCUGAGUUAUCAAAAGAGAGAGAGAGAGUAAAAUGUUGUUGUCCAGAUGACCAAUCCAUUCACAAGAAAACAGAACGAAAAGAGACAUUUCUAUA
Molecule: messenger RNA, 1356 nt
Organism: Brassica oleracea var. oleracea
Lineage: Eukaryota; Viridiplantae; Streptophyta; Magnoliopsida; Brassicales; Brassicaceae
Product: UDP-D-xylose:L-fucose alpha-1,3-D-xylosyltransferase MGP4-like
Exons: 4
Coding region: 108-1172 (354 amino acids)
Cellular component (GO): Golgi apparatus
Molecular function (GO): glycosyltransferase activity
Source: RefSeq, a predicted model, not a curated record